Molecule: messenger RNA, 717 nt
Organism: Setaria italica (foxtail millet)
Lineage: Eukaryota; Viridiplantae; Streptophyta; Magnoliopsida; Poales; Poaceae
Exons: 1
Coding region: 142-519 (125 amino acids)
Source: RefSeq, a predicted model, not a curated record
UCUUCCUCCUGCUUCCCUCGUCUCCCCCUUUCCGCGUCGCGUCGUCUCCUCCGAUUCCUCUUCCUCCCUCCCACGCGCUCAAUUGAUCGGUCGCUGCUCGCCGAAGCUCGAGUCAGAAUCCUCGCCUCUCCAUCCAAAAACAUGACGGGCACCGCCGGCGGCGACGGCUGCGGCGAGCAGUACUCGCGGAUGAUCCGGGAGCUCUGCGCGCUGCUCCUCACGAUCGUCUCCCCCUCGCCGGCGGCGCUGGGGCGGCCGGCGCCCGGGAUGUCGCCGGCCGCGGCGGCGGCCAUGCUCCUCGGCGCGUCGAUGGCGCUCAUGCUCUGCGGUUCCGUCACGUUCGCCAUCGGCCUCCUCCUCAUGCCAUGGGUCGCCGGCCUCGCCCUGCUCUUCGGCUUCGCCGGCGCCGUCUCCACCCUCUCCUCCGGAUUCUUCGGUAAGGACGCCGCGCUCCCAUGCAAGGACGAGACGCGGGGGCGGAUCUGCUCCCCGAUCGGCUCCGACAUGCUCGUAGCGUAGCUCCAGCAGCAGCAGCAGCAGGGUAGAUUUGAUUUCUUUGUCCCUGAAUAUUAUUAGGAGUCAAACAGAGUUGAUGAUCCCUGUAAAAAUGCACCCUUUUGUUGUACACCUAAAUCCCCGGAGAUGGUUGCUUGUUGAUUGAAGGAAACGUCACAAGAAUUAAGUGAUUGUUUAACCCCAUGUUCUGAUUUGUUACCA